GAUGUGUCAGGAAAUCUGAUUGGUCAGAUUUUGCCGCAGCCCCCAAAUCCUUGAAACUCAGAGAAGCGCAUUUCCAACCCCAAAACAGCCGCAGACGCGCGCCCCUCGCUCGGCAGACGCACCAGAAGGGCAGCGAGAGGAGCCGGAACGGACUUCGAAAGCGGCUGCUGUUUUAAGCAAGGGACACGGGAGACUCCACUACAAUCCCCGGAGGUAGGGCUUGAUAAUGAGUCUCCGCAUCCCAACUGUGUGCGCGGCGCGGUUAUAGGAAUCCGGGGACAGGGGCUCCGUCUUUAUUUUCCUAGAAAGCCUUGGGGAGCGUAACUCCCGCAGGGAACAGACACCUGGGGUGGGGGAGGGGGAGAGAGGCGGGCUAAGCCCCCCCCUUUCUUUUCAGUUCUCAAUCAGGUCGCCACGCAGACAAUAUACCGAGACUUCAUGUCUCGUUUUGGGAGUGGGUCAGUUGUGUGUGAUUUGAUUUCGCCAUGUCUGGUCGCGGUAAGGGUGGCAAAGGCUUGGGGAAGGGGGGUGCUAAGCGCCAUCGUAAAGUGCUUCGGGAUAACAUCCAAGGUAUUACCAAGCCAGCGAUUCGUCGCUUGGCUCGACGCGGGGGAGUGAAGCGUAUUUCGGGGUUGAUCUACGAAGAGACCCGGGGAGUGCUGAAGGUGUUCUUGGAGAACGUGAUCCGCGAUGCUGUCACUUACACUGAACAUGCCAAGCGAAAGACUGUAACGGCUAUGGAUGUGGUUUAUGCCCUGAAGCGCCAGGGUCGUACUCUCUAUGGUUUUGGCGGCUAAGCGGGUCAUUAAAGUCAACAGAAUAACCCAAAGGCUCUUUUAAGAGCCACCCACGCUUUCAUAAUAAGAGCUGUGAUUCCAGAGUUCUAAUGCUGUGAUGUGAAAACUUAGUAUAGAAAACUACACUUACAGAUUUACACUAAAUAUGUUUGGAUGUAAGCGACAAAUUAGUGCUUUGGUUAAAGUAGCAUGUGUUUUUCAGCAGUAAAAUUAGUGGUGGCUUCCUUGAAUGAUAGUAUUUGUUAGAGGGGAAAAAAAUGAUAAAACUUUCAGUGAAAAUCAGUGGCUACCUUUCGAUUGUAGGUAUUAAUUUCUGCAUUAAGCGAGCAUUUACUUGGAGCUAGUAUACCUAGAGACAACUUUUGUGCCUUCAGAUACAGCGUAUUUGUCUUAUCUCCCCUGGCGAUGCGUCUCCGGCAGUGUGCUAAAAAAUGUCCAUUUACAAAAGAGUUCAUCAUUCAUUUGGCCUUGGAAAAGAUACCAUUUUCUUAAGCUCUUUUCAGACCUAUUUACUUUUUAUGAGAGCUAUAUGUAUUAAUCGAUUUUCUUUAUUAAGUUGCAAAAAAGUAACAAUGUAGCGGGUUAUUGGGCUUAAAAACCCAAAUUUCGCUAAUAUUGUCCUUUGCAGUGUUAAACAUAUUGACAAGGUUUUGUAAAAAAAAAUUUGAAUGUACAAGCAUUUUUACACUAUUUUGAAUUCCUAGUUUAUCCGUACCGUAGAUAUCUUCGCAUUUAAAACAGGAAUAGUGGGUAUAAGAGCCUUAAGACUUAAAAAAAAAAAAACCCUUCAGAUUCCUCAAGUUAAUUUUAAGAGCUGUCACUCAUAUUGUGAAAAUAAUUCAACUCUUAUUAUGAAAGUGUGGGUGGCUCUUAAAAGAGCCUUUGGGUUAUCCUGUUGACUUUAAU
Messenger RNA from Gopherus flavomarginatus (Mexican gopher tortoise), 1703 nucleotides. RefSeq names its product histone H4. NCBI's taxonomy places the organism in Eukaryota, Metazoa, Chordata, Testudines, Testudinidae. The transcript has a single exon. Gene Ontology annotation, cellular component: nucleosome. Bases 486 to 797 code for a protein of 103 amino acids. Gene Ontology annotation, molecular function: protein heterodimerization activity; DNA binding; structural constituent of chromatin. The record is from RefSeq and is a predicted model, not a curated record. Gene Ontology annotation, biological process: nucleosome assembly.